CGCAGCCGCAGCCGCAGCCGCCAGUGCCGGCGCCGCGUGCCGAGCCGGCCAACCCCUUCGACGAGCCAGAGGGGAGCAACCCGUUCCUGGAGCCGGAGGACAUGGACCAGGAGCAGGAGGAGGCGGCGGCCGCGGCCGCGGCGCCGGAGGCCAAGGAGUCUCCCCGCGACAAGCCGCGUAAGGAGAGCUCCAGCAAGAAGGAAAAGCUGGAGAAGAUGAUGUCGCCGUUGAAGAAGACGCCGCACAUCUUCCGCCAGCUCACCUCGAAGAAGGAGAAGGACUCGCUGGAGGCUUUGGAGAAGGACGCCGCGGGUGACGACAUGCCACCGAGCCCCACGGUGUCGCUGCUGCCGCUGUCGGACGGCCGCGAGAGGCGUGUGGUGGAGGGCGGCAACGAGCGCGGCCCGGCCUCGGCCGAGCCGUCCCGGCUGUCGCGCGACACUCUUCGCGCCUUCGACGGCCGCUCGCGCGACAGCCUGAUCGAGCAGGUGCUCGGUCUGCAGCAGGAGCUCAAGAAGGUCAAGGACGAACUGAAGAAGUCCAAGGCGCAGACAUCGGAUCUGGACGAGUACCUGGACACGCUGCUGCUGCGCGUCAUGGAGGCGCAACCGGACCUGCUGCAGAACCCGCUGCGCACGGCAGCUGGUGUGAAGUACGCCGGCCGGGCCUGCUGAGCCGGGAGGAGAUGACACACGCCGACGGCGGGGGUUCGGUGGGCUGCGCGUCCGCCGGUGUACCAUCCUCCCGUCUGAGGCUCGGCGGGUGACGGCCGCGCGACAGCUCACACGACUGGCGGCGGCCUCGUGCCACUCAGCUGGUGGUUAGGAUGGAGAUCUUGGUGUCAUGCAGCGAACAGUCCGGAUCAGUAACUUGGUGUCUGAAUCUUGAGAGACGCGUACCGCGAAAAAUCCCGCCUUCAGUUGUAGCCGGUGUUGUAGUAUUUCAGCCAGGUGUGAGACGGUGGGAAGUCUUGCCAGGAUGUCCAUCCCGGUGCUCCUACAGCUCCAACUGAGGGUCCUCUUAGUCCGCGCCGCUGCGCCCGGUAGUUUGUGUCGGACCGACGGUGGCGGUAAUGCCACAUUGCGCAUUCGUAUGGUCUUCCCAGUAAGGGUUUGGUCAGACUGCUCAAUGUCACCUGAGUCACUUACAUGUCAAUGGCGUCUUUCGCGGUACUGCUCUUCCCGGUGCACGAGUUGUUAUUUCUAGCCACGCACGGAACUUCAAGUGGUGGCCGACCUCGCGGUGGGCUUCGCCUUCGGUAAGACGCGCGGGCGGUGUGAAGUGAUCCGUGCCCGGGCAGCUACGCCGGAAUGGGGAACUGGCCCGAUGUUGGCCAGGAGGGGCGUUCGGCGUGUUGCGAGUGGGUAUGUUGCGGUACAUUAUUAUCAGAGCUGUCGCCCACUUACGCGCAGUACUUACAAGCUCAUCCAUAUGCGCGUGAAAGCUAUGCAUUUAUAUGGCACGUUACGGAAUGUUGGGCUCAUGUCGCGGCGUUUGCCUGCCUGGUCCGGCGGAGCUCGUCAGCCAGCGCUGCGGGGUCGGGCGACGCUGCCCUGCGGUGUGCAGUUGGUGCACCGGGCGCCGUCUCGUGUCCAAACCGUGGGCUGUGCAAAGUUUUCCAGGCUGCGUGCUCGUCCGUCCGUGUCUUCCAUCCGGGCCGGCUGUGUGGGCGGCGGCGGGCCGCCCUGCGUCGCGAGUGCCCUGGCAGGCACUCGCGUGGAGACGGGACGGCUGGAG
This is a messenger RNA of Pollicipes pollicipes, 1737 nucleotides long. RefSeq lists its product as uncharacterized. Bases 102 to 674 code for a protein of 190 amino acids. The transcript is spliced from 4 exons. The record is from RefSeq and is a predicted model, not a curated record. Lineage: Eukaryota; Metazoa; Arthropoda; Thecostraca; Pollicipedomorpha; Pollicipedidae.